Messenger RNA from Lolium perenne, 1083 nucleotides. RefSeq lists its product as uncharacterized. Lineage: Eukaryota; Viridiplantae; Streptophyta; Magnoliopsida; Poales; Poaceae. The record is from RefSeq and is a predicted model, not a curated record.
AUGGCAAGUACCUGCGCUACUCGCGCCAGGGCAAGGAGGAGGGAGCUGUCACCGACGGGUUGUCUCCAGCUAGACGGCGAGGACGUCACUAGCCCUCACACAAGGUUCUUCCUGGAGCCUUCCAAGGAGCACCACGGCCAGCGGCUCCUGCACGUCAGAUGCUGCUACGACAACAAGUACUUGGCGGCGGUGCAGGGACCCCAUAGCGGCGGCGGCGCCUGGAUCAUCGGAGCCACCGACGAGGCGGAGGAGGACCUGUCCAAAGCGACGUGCACGCUAUUCAAGACGACAGCCAGCGACCGGCGUCCCGGCUACGUCAGGUUUGUCCACGCUCAUCUGGGGAUGUACGCGUGCAUGUCCAAGCUAGCAGACCCUCCGUCUCUCUCCUUGCAGGAAGGAGACGGACUAGACGCGGCCGGUGGCGAUGGCGGCGAUAUCAUCAUCUAUGAUCUAUCUCGGAGCCUGGUCUUACCUAGAUACCUUGCUUUCAAGGGCGACAACGGCAUGUACCUCCGCCCGCGGAUCAUCGGGCGCCAAAAGUACCUACAGUUCUCAGCAGCAGGUGCCGUCGACCAAUCUUUGGUCAACACCGUCCACGGCAACCAGGACGGGACGUUCCGUGUAUGGUCGAACCACUUCGGCAAGUUCUGGCGGCGCAGCCCCAACUGGAUCUUCUGCGACUCGGACGGCGCCGCCGCCGCCGGGGACGUCGACACGCUCUUCAGGGCAACCAGAUUCGGCAGCUCAGUCGCGCUUCAGAACGUCGGCAACAACUGGUACUGCAAGAGGUUGACCACGGAAGGCAAGAACAACUGCCUAAACGCGGGCGCUCCGACUAUCACGGCAGACGCAAGGCUACGGCUGGAAGAAGCCAUUGUCUCUCGCGAGAUUUACGAUGUCGUCUUCGACCUCUCAGGACCCAGAGUCUACGGGAAGACCACUGUCGUCGGCAUGGCGACCGCCUCUGCUCUCAACGACGACACCGCCUCCAGCAGCACGGCUGAGCUCAAGCUGGAGACAACGUAUCCUAAUCCUACUCUACGGAACAACGACGCACACGACGCCUUGCCAGCGUCGGAGUGA